GUUAGGAAAAUUUCAGGUUACGUAUUUAGAAAAAAUUUUAUUUAUCGAAGGGCAACAAUAGGUAUUUAAAGAAAAUAGAAGAAGAAAAAAUAAGGAAGAAAAGAGAUUUAAACGGUUCCUUUAAAUUGGCUGUAGUUUUAUAUUUUUGAUAUAAAAAAAUAAUCAUGAUGAAAUUAUUUCGUGCCGCAUUGAUACAAGCCCGCGUUGGCAAAAGUCGUUCUCAGAAUCUGGAAAAUGCUGAAAUAUUAAUAAAAAAAUCCAAACAAUUAGGAGCAAAAUUGGUUUGUUUGCCCGAAUGUUUCAAUUCACCUUACGGAACUGGGUUCUUUGAAGAAUAUGCGGAAUCUAUACCAAACGGUCCGACAUGUGAAAUGCUGUCUAGGAGUGCGAGAGAAAAUCAAAUAUAUUUGGUAGGUGGAACGUUACCAGAAGUAGAAGAAAAAAAAUUCUAUAAUACUUGUACAGUGUGGAACCCAGAAGGUAAAUUAAUUGCAAAAUACCGUAAAGUGCAUUUAUUCGAUAUCGAUAUAUCUGGUGGCAUUACAUUCAAAGAGUCUGACGUUUUGCACGCUGGCAAUAAACUUGAAAUGUUCGAAAUGGAUGGAAUCAAAAUUGGAAUUGGCAUUUGCUAUGAUCUGAGAUUUGAGGAAUUAGCUAAAUUGUACAGAAUGGAUGAGUGCAAAAUCUUAAUUUAUCCUGGUGCUUUUAAUAUGGUCACUGGUCCCUUACACUUUGAACUAUUGCAGAGGUCUAGAGCAUUGGAUAAUCAAGUUUAUGUUCUGGGAGUAAGCCCCGCUAGAGGCGAUAAGGGCUAUAUUGCAUGGGGCUAUUCACAGGUAACAGAUCCUUGGGGUAAAGUUGUUGCACAGGCAAAAGAGGGCGAAGAAAUUAUACACGCCGAUAUAGACUUAACCGAGUGUGAUAAAGUGAGGGAGCAAAUUCCUAUAUAUAAACAACGUAGAACCGAUCUUUAUGAUACUAUUAAGAAAUAAUAACAUAAUCAGAGAAUGCUCGUGUUUAGGUUAAAAAAACUGUACAUUUGUUACUUUAAUAAUAUAUUUUUUUAGGUUAUAAGUGGUGCAAAAGUUUUGAUAUAUAUAAAUAUUUUCUUUCUCUUCUUUGUUGAGUGACUAGUGGUAGAAUGGGGCUAUAGUCAUGACUGCUAUUCCAUUUUCAUGUAAAAAUUUAUAUUGAGCCAGUUUCUUCAUAAUUUCUCUAUUAUCAUAGUCACGGCUAAUAUCCAUUACUUGAAGGAAAGUAACAAGUAAAUGGACACUUCCAACUAUUGCAAAAGUCAAUAACAAUGAUUCCAGAGUGGUCAAUGCCAUAUUUGUUGGUUCAUUGCGGAUAAAAUAUCUUCAUUUUUGUCCAGAGCUUCAAGGCAUUAGCAUAAUUCUCAUAAAAUUAUGAUUAUAGAAAAAAUCUUCAAGAUUACAAUUAAUUUUUGACAGUUUGACACUUCACCAAGUGGGUAUUAAAUUCAAUGCCAUUAGGAUUAGGCAAACGUUCGCAAAUGUUCAAAAAUGCAGUGAAACCAGCAUACUGUGAAAAAGGGUGAAAUAAAAUAAAAAUAAACAAUAAAUCAAGUUCAGGUGAGGACAACUAUAUAUCACAAGCGAGGUAAGUAAUAAGAAUUUGAAGUAUAUUGGAAAGCUACUAGCUAACAGCUUUAAAAAGAGUAUUACACGAUGCUUUUUAGUGACGAAUAGCAGAGCUAUAUAUCUGCACCCUUACCAGAAGCUUAAACAUUUAAAUUUAAGAACUUAUAAGCAAGGCUUAGAAACUAGUAAUGU
This is a messenger RNA of Cylas formicarius (sweet potato weevil), 1793 nucleotides long. RefSeq names its product omega-amidase NIT2. The record is from RefSeq and is a predicted model, not a curated record. Bases 165 to 992 code for a protein of 275 amino acids. Gene Ontology annotation, cellular component: mitochondrion. Gene Ontology annotation, biological process: L-glutamine metabolic process; oxaloacetate metabolic process. Gene Ontology annotation, molecular function: omega-amidase activity. The transcript has a single exon. NCBI's taxonomy places the organism in Eukaryota, Metazoa, Arthropoda, Insecta, Coleoptera, Brentidae.